Molecule: messenger RNA, 1800 nt
Organism: Sebastes umbrosus (honeycomb rockfish)
Lineage: Eukaryota; Metazoa; Chordata; Actinopteri; Perciformes; Sebastidae
Product: dynein assembly factor 3, axonemal-like
Exons: 12
Coding region: 155-1510 (451 amino acids)
Biological process (GO): motile cilium assembly; axonemal dynein complex assembly
Source: RefSeq, a predicted model, not a curated record
UGUUGCUUAGCAACAGAACUCAAACUUUCUGUUCAGACUGUUAGCUGCAACUUCACUCAGUUGUCAGCCUGUGAGGUGAGUUUUCCUCCAUCACUAUUUGUAUCAGGUGAUAAUAUCUGGUCUCAGCUUGUCGCCAUUUAUCACCACAUUGAGGAUGAGUGCUGGACGGGCGUCAGAGGGCGUCGGCUGCAUCACCUGGUGGGGCCUCAGUCCUGCACGCGACCUGCUGAGUGCGGGCCCUGUGAGACCCGAAGGCGACAUCAAUGUUUUACUGGUUGGCAGCGGAGAUCCACGACAUAUUUUGAAGACCAUUUCUGGUUUGCAGAGCGAAGACAGCCUCCAUGUGUGGGUGAUAGAAAACAGCAUGGAGGUGGUGGCUCGACAGCUGCUGCUCCUCUACCUGGCACUAGUGCCAAAGGAAAGCAUGGGGAAUAAUGAGAAGACAGAGGUUUUUCUGGAGGUGUUUGGGAACGGUGAGAUCCGCAGCCAGACGGAAGAGACACUGAGACGUGCAGCGUCACAGCUCUCUCUGUCUGUUACUGAAUCACUGGAGACCGCCACGCACCCCUGUCUGAACACAACUCUUCUCAAGUUCAAGGAGCGAGAUGAGCUGGCCAGAAUAUUCAAGUUGUGGACACAGCCUCGGCAUUCGUCGUCUUCCUCUGAGCGUGCUGCCCCUAUCUUGAUGUCGAGAGUCUGGGAUUAUCGGGUGAGGCAGCACCUCGGGACGCGCUAUGACUCCAAGAAGAGCUGCUUCGACUGGGACCUCACAAUGAAACUGCACGAGAAAGGGUGUGGCGUCAUCAACAAACAACAAUACACGCGAUGGAGGGAACGGGGUCUGGCGUUCGAAAUGAGGGAAGGCGUCUACCAAAUAACCAAUCCAAGUUUGCUCUCUUCAAGAGUGUUCAGACAGAAAGGGGACAAAGUGGCUGUCAGGGGCUACUGGGGAGACAUCGUUUCCAGUCCUUACCUCUCCUUUGGCAUUGAGACUGAUGACAAGAGCCUGCUGAAGACACAGAAUGGGCAACACGUCAAGACAGCCCAGGAUAUCUCCUUUGCAAAUGUACAGGAAUUGUUCCGGUCCCUGUCCAGCAGACGGGGCUGCCCCACUGCUUCUCAGUCAGAGGCAGAGGAGCCAUCCACAGAGGCCGACCGAAAACCUGUCACCAUUAACGACUUGAUGCGUCUGAAUGGGAUCUCUGUCACCUUCCUGCCUUUGGACUCACUUUACAAACUGCCAGAAAAACAGAAAUACUCCCACUUCUUUAACACCAUCUACUUCUCUGCCAGCUGCGCGCACCAGUUGGGCCCGACGAUGAGACAGAUUGCAGCACCAGACGCCGUGCUCGUCGUGGAGUUGGCCAAGUACAUUUUGGAUCUGAACAAAGAGCAAGAAGCAGGCUUCGCAGAGAAAGUGGCGAGUAUUGCUCUGGAGGCUGAAUUUGACCCUUUGCAAGAGAGGAAGAGUGACGGCAUCCACGCUGUUUUCAUACCACAGAGGAAGUAAAGGCGGUUCAUUCGCUCUGCUCCCGUUGACAACAGCUUUACCUUCACAAUAUGCAACAGAAUGACAGUCAAGAUCUUACAGACAGAAUUUAUUUUUCCUUCGUAAGGAAGUUAACCAGCCUAUCAGAUUCAUUUUUGAUUGUAGUAGCUGUGAACUUUUCAAGAAUAAUAAUCCGAUUUCCAAUUUGAAUGACACUACUACUGGAAAAAUGUUAUGUAUAAGUACAUUUUAAUAAUUACAGAUGCAAUUGGAUGUAUUUCAAUAAAUGGCACACAAAAAUCUCUUCAAAA